UUUUCCUUUCUGGGUCCACAGAAGGAGAAGGAAAUGAGCCGACAUGUCUGAGGGCAGCCAGGGGAGCUCGCUGGCCUUUGGCCAGGUGGUCAUCGGGCCUCCGGGCUCCGGGAAGACGACCUACUGCCACGGCAUGCAGGAGUUCCUGGGCAGGAUUGGGCGCCAGGUGACGGUGGUGAACCUGGACCCCGCCAACGAGGCGAUGCCCUACCCGUGCGCCGUGGACAUCGCCGAGCUCAUCACCCUGCCCGACGUGAUGGAGAGCUUGAAGCUGGGUCCCAACGGGGGGUUGAUCUACUGCAUGGAGUACCUGGAGGCCAACUUGGACUGGCUGCAGGAGAAGUUGGCCGCGUUCAAGGGGCGCUACUACUUGUUUGACUGCCCGGGGCAGGUGGAGCUCUACACCCACCACGACGCCCUGAAGAACGUCUUCGCGCGGUUGGCCAAGUGGAAUUUCAGGCUGGCUGCAGUGCACUUGGUGGAUUCCCACUACUGCACGGACCCCGGCAAGUUCAUCUCCGUGCUCUGCACCUCGCUCUCCACCAUGCUCCACGUGGAGCUGCCCCACGUCAACGUCCUCUCCAAGAUGGACCUGAUCGAGCAGUACGGCAAGCUGACUUUCAACCUGGAUUAUUACACGGAGGUCCUGGACCUUUCUUACUUGGUUGACCAUUUGGCGUCCGACCCCUUCUUCAGAAACUACCGCCGCCUCAACGAGAAGCUGGUGGAGGUGAUCGAGGACUACAGCCUGGUGUCCUUCGUUCCCCUCAACGUCCAGGAUAAGGAGAGCAUGCGGCAGGUGAUGCAGGCGGUGGACAAAGCCAACGGCUAUUCCUUCGGAGACCAGGAGCACAGGAGCCUGGAAGCUCUGAUGUCGGCAGCGGUGGGAGCCGAUUUCCACUUCCCUUCCACGCUUGCAGUGCAGGAGAAGUAUGUGCAAUCUCAGGACAAAGCCGUGGAAGAAGAAGUGAUGGAUCUGUAACACACCCACCUCUUCCCCAGCUGCUCUCUGUUUUGACACCUCUCCUUUUCCUGCCAGGAGCUUAAGGGAUUUCUGCUGUGGUGUGACUCAGACCAAGUGAAAGCCUGUCUGGGCAGAGGCCUGGCUGCUGGACUCCCUCCCCGAAAGGGUUUGACCUC
Leptosomus discolor (cuckoo roller) is the source of this 1140-nucleotide messenger RNA. The record is from RefSeq and is a predicted model, not a curated record. NCBI's taxonomy places the organism in Eukaryota, Metazoa, Chordata, Aves, Leptosomiformes, Leptosomidae.